Molecule: messenger RNA, 2459 nt
Organism: Clarias gariepinus (North African catfish)
Lineage: Eukaryota; Metazoa; Chordata; Actinopteri; Siluriformes; Clariidae
Product: netrin-4
Exons: 10
Coding region: 260-2122 (620 amino acids)
Biological process (GO): substrate adhesion-dependent cell spreading; cell migration; basement membrane assembly
Cellular component (GO): laminin trimer
Molecular function (GO): protein binding
Source: RefSeq, a predicted model, not a curated record
CUCGUUUCGCGCCUGAGCUGUGUGAUUAUUGUUGUCGCGUGCGACCAGGACUCGCGUGCGUUCCGAGCGCAUGGACACGGGACUCGGCGCGCGCGGGGUUUAAUUAUAGGAGUGAUGAUGGGAAGCGUCUGCUCCGAGAUCUUUCCUCGUGGACCUUCUCAGCACACACGGAGACGGUGAUGGAGAGGAGGAUGAAGCGCGCGGCUCCGGUGAGGCUGUGAUCUGUCUCGGUUGUUGACGCGCGCGCCACCUCGCCGGCAUGACGCGCUUCCGGCCGCGGGUCCGAGUUGCGGUGCUUUUCCUGGGGUUUCUGCAUGGCGUGACAGCCUCCAGAUGUGUGGGCCACGCCUGCAGCCCUGCUGUGGGCAACUUGGCCAGUGGUAGGACUCUUCACACACAGUCAUCCUGCUGCUCCAACAGCUCCCUGAUGGCGGACGACCCUUUUCUCCACCCAGACACGUGGUGGGAGUCGGGCGCCGCAGCGAUCGGAGAGGACGAGAUCCGCCUGGACUUGGAGGACCGGUUCUGCCUGACCCAUGUGGUGAUGGUGUUCCGCUCGCCACGUCCCGCUGCCAUGACUCUGGAGCGCUCGCGGGACUUCGGCCGCACCUGGGAGACGCUGAAGGUGUUCGCUGAAAACUGCAGCUCUGCCUUCGGGCUCCCUGAUGAUGUGAGCCAGCAGGAGGCACUUUGCACGUCUAGAUACUCCAGGUCGAUACCGUGUACUGGAGGAGAGGUGAUUUUCCGAUCCAUAGCUCAGGGCAGACGGAUGGACGACCCGUACAGUCCCGAAGCCUUGUCCAUACUGACCCUCACUAACCUGCGCAUACGCCUCCUCAAACCCCAUCGCUGCCCUGCUUCCCCUUUAUUCUCCUCUAGAGGACAGCGCAAUACUUCACCACACGCACCCAACCCACGAUUCCUACCCAGAGCUUCCAGACGCUCACCACUUAACUCCACACACACUGAUUCCUCUCCUUACGCCAUCUUCUCGCUCCUUGCACGAGGGACAUGCCUGUGUCAUGGACAUGCAGAGCAGUGUCUUCCUCAGGCGGGACAGGGACGCCUGCACAGCAGCGGUGUGGUACACGGCAGGUGUGUUUGCACUCACCACACAGCAGGACUUCACUGUGAGAAAUGCGCUCCGCUCUACAACGAUCGGCCCUGGAGAGCAGGCAACGGCAGCAGCGGAGAACCGAACCCAUGUCAGAAGUGUGAAUGUCAUGGCCAUGCACAAAGCUGUCACUUCUCACAGCGGGUCUGGAGCUCCACAGGUGGCACCAGCGGAGGCGUCUGCGAUCACUGCCAGCACAACACGGCGGGCCGGAGGUGCCAACGCUGCCGCCCGGGAUACCGACGCAGCCCGGGUCGACCCCUCGCCUCGCCUCAAGCCUGUACACGCUGUUGGUGCGAUCCAGUCGGUUCAGUGCCGGUGAGGGCCGACGGCGAGGCGGCCUGGUGCCACCCCAGGAGCGGGAAGUGCCGCUGUAAGCCUGGCGUGGGUGGGACGAGCUGUAGUCACUGCCUGCCUGGACACUGGGGCUUUGGAUUAGAGGGAUGCAGACCCUGCGAAUGCCCUCUGACCUGUGACCCUGUUACAGGUCACUGCUUACAAAGCAAAACCAACAGAGAACUCUACCACGUUCCCCUCGGAGGCAAAAUACCUGACCUGACUCACUUCCACCCACACGAGGAGAACACGUCAUGGUCCAACAAGCUCACCGUCUCUGCCUCGUAUUACACAGGGAAAUGUUCCUGCAAGGAAAGGAAGGUGAAGAGUGUAUCUGAUUUGUGCAGGACAAAACACUCCUAUGUGAUCAAGGCGAGGGUUCUGUCCGCUCACGAUAAAGGCACGCAUGCGGUGGUGCAGGUAAAGGUCAGGAAGGUUCUGCGUCCGGGCAUGAGGCUGCUUUCUUUGGGCACACACAGCCUUUACCCGCUGUCCUGGACCAGCCGAGGUUGCACCUGCCCCGUUCUCAACCCAGGAUCUGAGUACCUGCUGGCGGGCUCAGAGGAAGCAGAAUCGGGACGUUUGCUGGUCACCAUGCAGAGUCUCGUGGUGCCGUGGACACACACGCUCGGCUUUCUCGUCUCCGAGGCUCUGCGGCAGGGCUGCUUAUGAUUAAAAAAGAUCUGGAAAGGCACACAGCUCCUUGUUUAAACCACCGGAUGAGAAAACUUUCAUAUUUAAUGAGACCAGAGGACAUGGAGUCAUGGUACACCUUGAUACACAGAUCAAAGCAGGUGCUUUUAUUGCGUACAAUAAUUAUUAUAUUAGCUCACAGACCAGUUAUAGGAACCCUGUAUAAGAUAACUAGUACUGUGGUCCUGGCGCAGUUAAACAAUUGUCCAUUAUGUCAUUAUAAUAUUAGAAUUUUUUUUUAUCAGUUAUUUGUUUUUUCUUGUAAUUGUUAAAUAGUCUAUUUUUGUAAACUUUUAAUAAAAAAGGAUGAAACUCA